GUUCUUUUUUUUUUUCAUGGAAAGAAACUCCAAAUCUCUCAAAUUUCUCUCUUUGCGAAACUGUUUUAAUGCCUUUAGAUGACUGUAAUUCCUUGCUCUCUGGCAUCAGCAAGAAAACCAUCUCCUGCUCAUCCAAAAUUCUGCUGCCAGGAUUUUGAGUCGAUCUAAGAAACAUGAUAACACAACACUGAUCCUAGCUUCCUUACAAUGGCUAUCUGUUGCUCUUAGAAUAGAUUUUUGAAUACUUACAAAGUUCUGAGAGGCCAUAGCCCCAAGUUAUUUUUCAGAUCUUUAAGUGCCCUAUAGCCAUGUUUCCCUUCCUGCUCCCUGACCUCCUCGGAUAAAUUGUAUUUGGUUAUUACAAGGUUCAUAAUAAUAAUACAUUUUAUUUAUUAUUUUCAGGACACUCAAAGACUUUGCAAUAAAACCAGUAGUUAUGUGCAUUUAAAAAUAGAUAAAAUACAUAAAUAGAAAAUACAUGAACAUUAGGUAAGAAACAUAAAAUACAAAAAACAUACAAGUAUAGGGGAGACCAUAUAAAUAUAAAAAAAACACUUAGCAGCAGGUGAAGUGUAACAUUAUUUGAGGUUAAAAGCUAGUCUAAAGAGGGGGGUCCAGGUCACUACAUUCUCGGAUUUGAUUGGGUAAGGAGUUCCGGAGUGAGGGGGCUGCAAUGGUGAAUGCUCUGUCACCCCAGGUACAGUCAGAGAUAAUUUAGAGUGGUGGGGAGAGGAGCUUAGUGUCGGAGAAGCGGAGGUCACGGGGGGAUUGUGGUGGUGGAGCAGGUCUGUGAGGUAGGAAGGGGCCUGGUUAUAGAGGGCACCAUAGAGGAUGCUAUUGCAGUAGUCAAUUCUGGAUGUAAUGAAGGUGUGGAUCAUAGUUUCGGCAGCUGAGAAGGUGCGUGAUGGGUGGAGACGGGCAAUGUUUUUGAGGUGGAAGAAGGUGUGGUGUUCAAAAGUGAGGUUGCUGUCAAAGAUGACACCAAAGUUGCGGAUGUGUGGGGAUGGAGACAAGGUGGAGUUGUUGAUGGAGAGGCUGAAGUUGUUGGUGGUUUGGGGCUGAUGAUGAUCACGUCAGAUUUAUUGUAAUUGAGGUGUAGGAGGUUGGUUUGCAUUCAGGUUUGUAUGUCGGUGAGGCAGUUGGUCAGGGUUGCAGAGGUAACUGUCGUGAUGGAUUUGCUGGAAAUGUAGAUCUGGAUGUUGUCGGGCGUAGCAGUGGAAGUGGAGACCAUAUCUACGUAUGAUAUUUCUGAGUGGUAGGAUGUAGAUGAUGAACAGGAGAUGACAAAGCAUCCAACCUUGGGGGAUGCCUUCUGACAAAGGAGCGGUGGAGGAGGAGCACUUAUUAAUGUUGAUGAACUGUUGUUUGUUAGUGAGGUAAGAUCGGAGCCAGGAGAGUCUGGUGCCAGUGGUGUUGGCGUUUUGAAGUGGUUGUUAGAGGUGAGGUGGGUUUGAAUUUGAUCAGCGACAACAUGUGCUGGAUUUUUUGAUAGGAAGGGGAGAUUGGUGAUGGGUCGGAAGUAGGACAUGAUGUCGGGGUUGAGAGCAGGUUUCUUGUGGAGAAUGAUGAAGUUGACUGAGCCUUUGCAGUCAGGGCUCCUAGAUUUUGGAAUGACCUCUCUGAGGGGAUCAGGGCUGCACGUUUUGUCUUGCUUUUGAAGUCACAUCAAAAACCCCACUUAAACAAACAUUGAUAUUCUGCUCCUGCUCUACAUCUAAGCCACAGCCACUCUGAUAAUUACUAUGCUCACUGCCCACCAACUGGACCUACUACAGGUUUACAUUUUACAAUGAGUCAGCCUCAGGAAGAAGAUGAAGGAGUUCCGCCCUCCAACACCACUUUGUCUGAGGAACAUGAGAGCCAGACCAAACGACAGAGGGCUGAGCAGGAAAGAGCAGAUUCUCCUUUACCAAGCUGUGUGUCCAUGAAGAGUGACAAAUCCAUGGAUUUCCCUAUGGCUUUUAAACAGCAAGAUUCAUUUUCUAAGGCUGAGCAGGAAAGAGCAGAUUCUCCUUUACCAAGCUGUGUGUCCAUGAAGAGUGACAAAUCCAUGGAUUUCCCCAUGGCUUUUAAACAGCAAGAUUCAUUUUCUAAAGUUCCCCAGGAGAUAUCAGAAGUUUCCACUAGCAGUCAAACAAACGUGGACUCCAUAUUUAUGGGUCUUGAGGAGAGCAUUGUUAAUUAUGUGAAAAACGAGCUUAAGAAGUUCCAGAAGGUUCUGAGUCGAGAUUGCUCAGGAUGCUCAGAGAGCCAAGGUGAGGACGAGGAGGUGGUUGAUGGUGAAGAGGAAGAGCAGAGGAGUAGCAGCAGCAGAGAGGCAUUUCUGAAGAUCACACUGCAGUUCAUGAGGAGAAUGAAGCAGGAGGAGCUGGCUGACUCUCUGCAGAACAGAAUUCUUGCUCCAGUGUGCUGCUGCAAACUCAAAUCAAACCUGAAGAAGAAGUUUCAGUGUGUGUUUGAGGGGACUGCUAAAACAGGAAAACCAACCCUUCUGAAUCAGAUCUACACAGAGCUCUACAUCACAGAGGGAGAGACUGCAGAGGUCAAUGAAGAACAUGAGGUCAGACAGAUUGAAACAGCAUCCAGGAAACCAGACAGACCAGAAACAGCAAUCACAUGUGAAGACAUCUUUAAGGCCUCACCUGGAGAUAAACCACUCAGAACAGUGAUGACAAAGGGAGUGGCUGGCAUCGGUAAAACAGUCUUAACACAGAAGUUCACUCUGGACUGGGCUGAAGACAAAGCCCACCAGGACAUACAGUUCACAUUCCCAUUCACUUUCAGAGAGCUCAAUGUGCUGAAAGAGAAGAAGUUCAGUUUGGUGGAACUUGUUCAACACUUUUUUGCUGACACCAAAGAAUCAGGAAUCUGCAGGUUUGAAGAGUUUCGGGUUUUAUUCAUCUUUGACGGUCUGGAUGAGUGUCGACUUCCUCUGGACUUCCACAACAACGGCAUCCUGACUGAUGUUAAAGAGUCCACCUCAGUGGAUGUGCUGCUGACAAACCUCAUCAGGGGGAACCUGCUUCCCUCUGCUCGCAUCUGGAUAACCACACGACCUGCAGCAGCCAAUCAGAUCCCUCUUGAGUGUGUUGACAUGGUGACAGAGGUCAGAGGGUUCACUGACCCACAGAAGGAGGAGUACUUCAGGAAGAGAUACAUGGAUGAGGAGCAGGCCGGCAGAAUCAUCUCCCACAUCAAGACAUCACGAAGCCUCCACAUCAUGUGCCACAUCCCAGUCUUCUGCUGGAUCACUGCUACAGUUCUGGAGGACGUGUUGAAGACCAGAGACGGAGGAGAUCUGCCCAAGACCCUGACUGAGAUGUACAUCCACUUCCUGGUGGUUCAGUCCAAAGUGAAGAACAUCAAGUACGAUGGAGGAGCUGAGACAGAUCCACACUGGACUCCAGAGGGCAGGAAAAUGAUUGAGUCUCUGGGAAAACUGGCCUUUGAGCAGCUGCAGAAAGGCAACCUGAUCUUCUAUGAAUCAGACCUGACAGAGUGUGGCAUCGAUAUCAGAGCAGCCUCAGUGUACUCAGGAGUGUUCACACAGAUCUUUAAAGAAGAGAGUGGACUGUACCAGGACAGGGUGUUCUGCUUCGUCCAUCUGAGCGUUCAGGAGUUUCUGGCUGCUCUUCAUGUACAUCUGACCUUCAGCAACUCUGGAGUCAAUCUGCUGUCAGAAGAACAAUCAGCUUCCUUUUGGUCUAAAUUGUUCAGAAACAAAUCUGAAUUCUUCUACCAGAGCGCAGUAGACAAGACCUUACAGAGUCCAAAUGGACACCUGGACCUGUUCCUCCGCUUCCUCGUGGGUCUUUCACUGCAGGCCAAUCAGACUCUCUUACAAGGACUGGUCACACAGACAGGAAGCAGCUCACAGACCGACCAGGGAACAGUCCAGUAUAUCAAGAAGAAGAUCAGUGAGAAUCUGUCUUCAGAGAAAAGCAUCAAUCUGUUCCACUGCCUGAAUGAACUGAAUGAUCGUUCUCUAGUGGAGCAGAUCCAACAACAACUAAAUUCAGGAAGUCUGUCCACAGAUAAACUUUCUCCUGCUCAGUGGUCAGCUCUGGUCUUCAUCUUAUUGUCAUCUGGAAACAAUCUGGACGUGUUUGACCUGAGGAAAUACCCUGCUUCAGAGGAGGUUCUUCUGAGGCUGCUGCCAGUGGUCAAAGUCUCCACUAAAGCCCUGCUGUGUUGCUGUAAUCUAUCAGAGAGAAGCUGUGAAGUUCUGUCCUCAGUUCUCAGCUCCCCGUCCUCCAGUCUGAGAGAGCUGGACCUGAGUGACAACGACCUGCAGGAUUCAGGAGUGAAGCUGCUCUGCACUGGACUGGAGAGUCCACACUGUAGACUAAAGACUCUCAGGCUGUCUGGCUGUCUGAUCUCAAAGAAAGGCUGUGCUUCUCUGGCCUCUGCUCUGAAAUCCAACCCCUCCCAUCUGAGAGAGCUGGACCUGAGCUACAAUCACCCAGGAGACUCUGGAGUGAGGCUGCUUUCUGCAGGACUGGAGGAUCCAAGCUGGAAAUUGGAAACUCUCAAGGUGGACCAUGGUGGAUCAAAGUCAAUGAAGCCUGGUCUGAAGAAAUAUGCCUGUGAACUCACACUGGACCCAAACACAGCAAACAGGAAGCUCAUAGUGUCGGACCACAACACAAAGGUGACAGUGGGGAAAGAGACGCAGCCCUACCCUGAUGAUGCAGAGAGAUUUGACUACUGGAAGCAGCUGCUGUGUACUGAUGGUUUGACUGGUCGCUGUUACUGGGAGGUUGAGUAUACAGGGCAGGUUUAUGUAGCAGUGACUUACAGAGGAAUCAGAAGGAAAGGAGACGGUGACGACUGCUGUCUUGGCAGGAAUGAUCAGUCCUGGAGUCUGAGUUGCUCUGAUGGUGGUUACUCUGGCCUGCACAGUAACAAAAGUGCAUCCGUCCAUGUCCCCGCUGCAAACAGAGUGGGAGUGUACCUGGACUACCCUGCUGGCACUCUGUCUUUCUACAGAAUCUCCUGUAAUAAACUGACCCACCUCCAUACCUUCUGCACCACAUUCAGUGAGCCGGUCUACCCUGCCUUCAGGCUUAAGACUGGCCCGAUUAAUUCUUCUGUGUCUUUGUGUUGGAAACAGUAAAAUACAGUCUCAUUAACCUUUUCUGACAGAUUUUUGGUGAUGAUGACAUUAUAUAUUCCCUCCAAAGCCUCUUUACUCUUUGUAAAACACUGGAGUCUUACCCUGCUUGCCCCAUUCUGGAUUAUUCUAUCCUGUUUUAGAUUUAUGUUUAGUUUUGUGUUCCUUGUCUUUCUAUGGACUACUGCUUCACUCUAUGUAAGCUUGAGUAUUCCUGUUUGAAUUUGGAUAAACACAAACAAUAAACAUCAGAAACUGCACCAGUG
This is a messenger RNA of Micropterus salmoides (largemouth bass), 5379 nucleotides long. Its product is annotated as protein NLRC3-like. Gene Ontology annotation, molecular function: protein binding. The transcript has 11 exons. Bases 1790 to 5116 code for a protein of 1108 amino acids. NCBI's taxonomy places the organism in Eukaryota, Metazoa, Chordata, Actinopteri, Centrarchiformes, Centrarchidae. The record is from RefSeq and is a predicted model, not a curated record.